GUGCUGUGCGGACCUCGCGAGGCGCGGGGCAACGCAGCCACGGCUCGGGACGGCUGCACGGCAGGGGCCCGGCGUGGCCGCGGAUGAGUCGGGGAACCAUGCCCCAGCCCGGAGCGUGGUCCGGAGCGGGCUGCGCGGAGACGCCGGCGCGCGAAGCCGGGGCCGCGGCGCGGGAGGGCGGGAAGGUGGCGGUCGGCGCGCAGCCCCGGGCCGCGACGCGGUGCCCGGUCGAGCACGAGGAGGACAUGUACCGUGCUGCAGAUGAAAUAGAAAAGGAGAAAGAAUUGCUAAUACAUGAAAGAGGGAUAUCAGAACCCAGGCUAAGUGUGGCUCCUGAAAUGGAUAUUAUGGACUACUGCAAGAAAGAAUGGAGGGGGAAUACUCAGAAAGCCACAUGCAUGCAAAAGGGCUAUGAGGAAGUUUCUCAGAAAUUCACUUCCAUACGGCGAGUCCGUGGUGAUAAUUACUGUGCGCUGAGGGCCACACUGUUCCAGGCCAUGAGCCAGCUGGCAGAGCUGCCCGCCUGGCUGCAGGACCCAGAGCUCAUACUGUUACCAGAAAAGCUGAUGAGCAAGUAUAGCUGGAUCAAGCAGUGGAAACAAGGACUGAAAUUUGAUGGGGAGAGUGAAGACCUGGCUGAAAACAUUAAGGAAUCCCUUGCUCUGCUACGCAGAAAGUGGGUAAGCCUGGCUGAAAUGAAAACUGCUGAAGAAAGGCAGCUAGCUUGUGAUGAACUGUUCACAAAUGAAGAAGAGGAGUACAGCCUCUAUGAAGCUGUAAAGUUUCUAAUGUUAAACAGAGCCAUUGAACUGUAUGACGAUAAAGAGAAGGGAAAGGAAGUCCCACUUUUCUCUGUGCUCUUGUUUGCUCGAGACACAUCAAAUGACCCUCAACAGCUACUGAGGAACCACCUAAACCAGGUGGGACGCACCGGUGGCCUUGAACAGGUUGAAAUGUUCCUUCUUGCCUAUGCUGUUUGCCACACCAUCCAGGUGUACCGGCUGUCCAAGUACAACACCGAGGAGUUCAUCACAGUCUAUCCCACUGAUCCUCCCAAGGACUGGCCAGUAGUGACCCUUAUAGCUGAGGACGAUCGGCACUAUAACAUCCCCGUCAGAGUGUGUGAGGAGACAAGUCUGUGAGGAACACACAUGCGGUGAACAGCCGAGUGAUGUGCACAUGCAGCUCCUCCUCUAGGGGCCUCAGGUCUGCAG
This is a messenger RNA of Acomys russatus (golden spiny mouse), 1214 nucleotides long. RefSeq names its product OTU deubiquitinase with linear linkage specificity (gene Otulin). Lineage: Eukaryota; Metazoa; Chordata; Mammalia; Rodentia; Muridae. The record is from RefSeq and is a predicted model, not a curated record. Gene Ontology annotation, biological process: protein linear deubiquitination. The transcript is spliced from 7 exons. Gene Ontology annotation, molecular function: cysteine-type deubiquitinase activity. Bases 84 to 1142 code for a protein of 352 amino acids.